UGCCUCUGUUCUGGUUUUCAUGCUUCUUGCAAUACGCACAGGGGGCAAAGGCAAACUGACUGGAGAAUCUGGAAAAGAAGAAACCAACGACGCGCUGCAACUCGCGUUUGUCCCACGGUAGACAUCUCUGUAUAUAUUUGCCAGCUUCCUAGCCCCUGUCUUCAGUCAUUGAGUGAAAUCUUGUGCGGAACUAAGAACAAAGAAAUUCCAAGAAGAUGGGAAAGAGGAAGUCGAGGGCGAAGCCACCACCAAAGAAGCGAAUGGACAAACUUGACACUGUCUUCAGCUGUCCCUUCUGUAACCAUGGUACCAGUGUGGAGUGCCGCAUUGAUAUGAAGAACUUGAUUGGCGAGGCUUCAUGCAGGAUUUGCCAAGAAAGCUUUAGCACCAAUGUAACAGCGUUGACUGAGCCUAUAGACAUAUACAGCGAGUGGAUUGACGAGUGUGAGCGUGUCAAUAACCCGGAAGACGACGAUGCAUAGAAAGGGAUUCCAUGCUCUAGCCUCCUUGAUAAAUGGCCUGGUAAUCUGAGGCCUGACUUCCAAUUUGGAUGUUUUUUAUGGUUAAGGUCCACAAACUCAUAAAAUUGUAGAAUAAUCGUGUAUAUAUGUUUGCAAAACAACUAUGUUUAGGUUUAGAUUUAUGAACUAGUGUUUCAGACUGGGCAAGGAUUUACAUGCGGUAGCUUAAUAUGGGUAUGUAACAAUGUUAUAAUCGCUGCAAUGGAAUUUCUCUUUAUACUGCCUGCUC
This is a messenger RNA of Sesamum indicum (sesame), 750 nucleotides long. Its product is annotated as transcription elongation factor 1 homolog. Gene Ontology annotation, biological process: transcription elongation by RNA polymerase II. The record is from RefSeq and is a predicted model, not a curated record. Gene Ontology annotation, cellular component: transcription elongation factor complex. Gene Ontology annotation, molecular function: RNA polymerase II complex binding. NCBI's taxonomy places the organism in Eukaryota, Viridiplantae, Streptophyta, Magnoliopsida, Lamiales, Pedaliaceae.